CUUCGCUCCCCAAUGAGCCAACCGUCGCUCACAGCGGCCGUGUGCCUCUUCCCCAACGUGACGGUCACUGAUUACCAAGGACCCGCAGAGCUGCUUGGCCUUCUGUCUUCCGCCAGAAGAGGGCGAACAGUGGUCUCGGACAAGCUUCCAGAUUUCACGAUCGAGUUGACAUACUUGUCGCACACGCUCGAGCCAGUCAAGCCGAAAGUCGGGCCACGAGUAACACCAGAGAGAACGUAUGACGACGCUCAAGAGCAGUUUGACAUCAUUCUCGUCCCUGGAGGGCCGAGCGUCAACCCACCCAGUGCUUGUAACGAGUUCAUCCUGCGACAAAGCCCUGGGGCACAGUAUAUCCUCAGUGUCUGUACGGGGUCGUUAAUUCUGGCGAGGCUUGGGUUGCUCAAUGGCCAUCCGGCGACGACAAACAAGGGUGUGUUCAAAGAAGUCAAGGAAGAGACAAAGGAUCUUCCCAUAAGAUGGAUGGAGAAGGCGCGCUGGGUGACGAGCGAUAACAAGAAAAUAUGGACUGCUUCAGGGGUCACUGCAGGGAUGGAUAUGGCUGGAGGAUUUGUGGAUCAUCUUGUUGGGAAAGAAUUGGGCCUUGCGUGUCGGUCGUUCCUUGAAAUGAGUGUUAGGGACGAGGGCGACGACGAGUUUGCUGCAUAUCAUGGACUUGUCUAG
Molecule: messenger RNA, 681 nt
Organism: Mycena indigotica
Lineage: Eukaryota; Fungi; Basidiomycota; Agaricomycetes; Agaricales; Mycenaceae
Product: DJ-1 protein-PfpI domain-containing protein
Exons: 4
Coding region: 13-681 (222 amino acids)
Source: RefSeq, a predicted model, not a curated record